Psilocybe cubensis is the source of this 480-nucleotide messenger RNA. RefSeq lists its product as uncharacterized. The record is from RefSeq and is a predicted model, not a curated record. Lineage: Eukaryota; Fungi; Basidiomycota; Agaricomycetes; Agaricales; Agrocybaceae. Bases 1 to 480 code for a protein of 159 amino acids. The transcript is spliced from 5 exons.
AUGACCGAUCAUCUUUAUCUGUCUGGCGAGCAGCUUCCGUGUGUCAUCAUUCCUCCAGGAAACUAUGUCAUUCAAAGCGUGACCAUUAACCCUGGCGUACCACUCAACGUCGGGCUUCCCAACACGCUGGGAAAUGUCAUAAUCAUGACGAGCAGUGCACCCCAGCCAGAGCUUGGCGUUUGGAAUAUCAAACCUGCGGACCAGGGAGGGUUCCACAUCCAGAACGUCGGACUUCGUCGGAAUGUAACUAGCAUCCACCUCACCGAGUCUAAUCUUUUCCUCCCUGUGGUCGCGGUCACGAAUACCCCUGCAACCACCUACGCCAUCCAAUGCGCUGGUGGUGGAGAAUAUGUGAUCAAGAAUGUCGUGGCCGAUCAGCUGUGGACACCGGUCCCUUCUUCAGAUCAGGAGGUCUCGACGAUUGAACUACUUCCUGCGAGCGGAUCGCGCACUCAGCACUGGAAUUUCGUGCCAGCGUGA